ACCAAAAUCGAAAAGAUUUAUUUCCCAGACUCUCUCACUUUUGCUCAGGCGAUUCAGAUCUUGGCGACAACCUCAUUAGGGUUCUUAUUACAGCUUCUGUUAUAAUCUGGAAAGGUUCGUACUUUAUCUGUGUAACUCGGUGUUGGGUUUGGGUGUUUCUGCAGCUUAGAAUUUCAAUCUAUGGGUAGGCACGAUAGUUCCUCCGAGGAAGAGGAGAGAGUGAGAAGAGAUAGAAGCCCAGAUGAGAGCUCGCGAAGAGAUCUAGAGAUUGGUGGUGUUGCACAUAAGAUGAGAGCAGAUAGCUCCUCAGAUGAGGAAUCAGGUAGGCGGUCUAGGAAGAAUCGAAGAGAAGUAGACUCUGGUUCUGACGACGAUGAUAAAGAGAGAGAUAGAGGGAAAAGAGUGGAAGUAGAUGAUGCUACUGUUCGUGAGAAGAGGGCAAGUAAAGAGAGGACUUCUUCUGAUGAAGAAGAUGAGAACCAUCUUUCAAAGGUUACUGGAGAUGUUGAUGAUGAUUAUGAAAGGAAGAGAAGUCCCAAAGGCAGGGAGAGGCAUGAUAGAGAGAGGACUCAUAGGGGUAGUAGAGUCUUAGCUGAUAAGCCUUCUGGUAAAGAAGAUGACAGACAAAAGAGCAGGAGAGGUGGGAGAGAAAGCGAGAGGAAACGUAGAGAUCAUCAAGCAUCUGACGACGAUGAGGAAGGUGAGAUUAGGAACAGGAGAAGAGGGAGAGAGAGGACUGAUAGAGGUAACGAAGGUCUCUUAAAGAGAGAUCGGAGGGAGAGAGACUGGUCUGAUAGGCAUCGGAGGGACGAUGGAGGUAGAGAUGAAAAGGAGAGGCGACACAGUGACAGAUAUAGCGAUAGCCAAACAGACAAGUUGAGAAAGGAAGAGAAGAGUGAAGCUGCAAAGCCCAAGCUGCCAGAGCUCAACCCAUCUGAUAGCAAUGCUAUUGCUUUGGGAAAAUCUGGCGGAGUUUAUAUCCCUCCGUUCAAGCUAGCACGCAUGAUGAAGGAGGUGGAAGAUAAGAGCAGUGUAGAGUAUCAGCGUCUAACAUGGGACGCUCUCCGUAAAAGUAUUAACGGGCUGGUCAAUAAAGUCAAUGCAAGUAACAUCAAGAACAUAAUCCCUGAACUGUUUGCUGAGAACCUCAUCAGAGGAAGGGGACUUUUCUGCCGUUCAUGUAUGAAGUCUCAAAUGGCGUCUCCUGGAUUCACUGACGUCUUUGCAGCUCUAGUCGCUGUUAUCAACGCCAAGUUCCCUGAAGUUGCUGAACUUCUAUUGAAAAGGGUCGUUUUGCAGCUAAAGAGAGCUUAUAAGCGUAAUGACAAGCCUCAAUUGCUAGCUGCUGUUAAGUUUAUAGCACAUCUAGUGAACCAGCAAGUGGCUGAGGAAAUCAUUGCACUUGAAUUAGUCACUGUACUUCUGGAAAACCCGACUGAUGACAGUGUGGAGGUGGCUGUUGGUUUCGUUACAGAGUGUGGUGCGAUGCUUCAGGACGUUACACCAAAAGGAUUGCAUGGGAUUUUUGAGCGGUUUCGUGGUAUACUGCACGAGGGAGAGAUUGAUAAGAGAGUUCAGUAUUUGAUUGAAGGGCUCUUUGCUAUUAGGAAAGCGAAGUUUCAGGGACAUCCUGCUGUUCGUCCUGAGUUGGAUCUUGUGGAAGAAAAAUAUUCGCAUGAUAUAUCUAUUGAUGACGAAAUAAAUCCUGAAACCUCUCUUGAUGUUUUCAAACCUGAUCCUGACUUCCUUGAGAACGAAAAGAAGUACGAGGUCCUGAAGAAGGAAUUACUCGGUGAGGAUGAGUCUGACGAUGAAGAUGGCUCUGAUGCUAGUUCUGAGGAUAACGAUGAUGAGGAAGAUGAUUCUGAUGAAGAAGAAGAUGAAGAACAAAUGAGAAUAAGAGACGAGACAGAGACCAAUCUUGUUAAUCUUAGGAGGACAAUAUACCUGACCAUUAUGUCUAGCGUUGAUUUUGAGGAAGCAGGUCACAAGUUACUUAAAAUUAAACUUGAGCCAGGCCAAGAGAUGGAGCUAUGCAUAAUGCUCCUGGAAUGUUGCUCUCAGGAGAGAACGUACCUGCGUUACUACGGUUUGUUGGGUCAGCGUUUCUGUAUGAUCAACAAGAUUCAUCAAGAGAAUUUUGAGAAAUGUUUUGUUCAGCAGUACUCAAUGAUCCACCGGCUUGAGACGAACAAGCUGCGUAAUGUGGCUAAGUUUUUCGCCCAUUUACUGGGCACAGAUGCACUCCCCUGGCAUGUGCUUGCCUACAUUCGCUUAACUGAGGAGGACACAACUUCGUCGUCCCGUAUCUUCAUUAAGAUCCUUUUUCAGGAAUUGUCAGAACACUUGGGGAUUAGGCUGCUUAAUGAGAGGCUUCAGGAUCCAACAAUGCAGGAGUCACUUGAAUCCAUCUUUCCUAAAGAUAAUCCAAAGAACACGAGGUUUGCAAUCAACUUCUUCACCUCCAUUGGUCUUGGAGGCAUCACGGAGAAUCUGAGAGAGUACCUGAAGAACAUGCCACGGCUCAUCAUGCAACAACAGAAGCAAGUUGCAGAAUCAACAUCAUCGUCUGGAUCCGACAGUUCUGGUUCUGAGUCAGAUUCAUCGACUUCUUCUUCUUCUUCUUCUUCUAGUUCGGAUGAAAGCGACAGAGAGAAGAGGAAGCGAAGAAGAAGAUCUUGAGAGAGUCUGUUUUCUUUGUCAAUUUUCAACGAAAAAAUCUUCAAGUUCUUGUGUUGGUUAUUGAAUCUUGAAUUUACAUGAGCAGUCAUUUAGCUUCUGUUAUUUUGCAGAAGCUGAUGAACAAAGAGACUAUAGACUAUAAGCUAAGACGAUCAAGAUUGUGAACAGAAAUGUUUUCUUUGUUACUAUGAUUGUCUUCCAAGUUUAAAAUAUCUCUUUUCAAUAAAAUUUGAUCUUUAUUUUUUUUUAGCUAA
Brassica napus (rape) is the source of this 2936-nucleotide messenger RNA. RefSeq names its product pre-mRNA-splicing factor CWC22 homolog. NCBI's taxonomy places the organism in Eukaryota, Viridiplantae, Streptophyta, Magnoliopsida, Brassicales, Brassicaceae. The record is from RefSeq and is a predicted model, not a curated record. Gene Ontology annotation, molecular function: protein binding; RNA binding. Gene Ontology annotation, cellular component: catalytic step 2 spliceosome. Gene Ontology annotation, biological process: mRNA splicing, via spliceosome. The coding region runs from base 181 to 2682 and encodes 833 amino acids. The transcript has 7 exons.